UCACUUGCCCCCACACACACUCGUCUCCACCUCCUCACCUCCUCCUCCUCCUCCUUCUAGCAGCCUGAUCGAGAGGGAGAGAGGGAAGAUGAUAAAAAAGAAGUAAAAGAGAAGAGAGCUGGGGGGGGGGUCUUAUUUUCUUACGAGCGGAAAAGGCGUCACACCGGGCGGAGAGCGCAGCGCGGAGGGCUGAAGAGAGGGAGACGCAUCACGGGGAGAGAGAGAUAGAAAAGACGGAGGGAGGAGGCGACAGGCUCGUAAACACGACAGAAAACGGCGAAUAGGACGGCAGACAGCGGCGAUCACCCCCCACCGCCACCCCCGUGUCCCUCCUCAUCUCUCCAUCUCCAUCCCUUUCUGCACGGCUCGUUCCUUUGCGCACCAGAGCAACUCGGUGUUUUUUGUGAUUUAUCUCUUUUAUUUGAAUCUUUCCUGGACAAACAGCCGCUCGGUCUUUCGUAGAAUAAACAUCAGAGACAAGAAAGGAGGCUGAGACAUCACCGCCACCGACGGGAUCCACCGUGGGUCCUGCCCGGGACGAUCAUCGGCGCAUCUGAUCCGGCGGAUAAAAGCGGAGGGAGGGGAAGGAAAACACUGCGAGAUGACUGUAGAGUAACCCUGCUGAGGCAGAGACGGAGAGAGAGAGACCCCGGCCCCCGGUUAUCACUGAGUCUCCAGCAUCACCAAUGCGAUGGCAUAGCGGCUUCUGCACCAAAACUACCAGACUACACUCAGAUCAGCAGGGCUCUCAUCCACCAUGAACCUCUGAAAUAUCCGACACAGGCACAGAUGGAUACCUGGAAGACAAUGGCGAGCUGAAUAGGUGGGACCGGGCCGCGGAUAUUAUCUGGCAGCAGCGAAACGAAGACAGAAUGUAAAGAAAGGUCAUGUGAGAGAUCAGGAUGAAAAUGCGGCGGCACAGGGUGUUCUUGCUGUGCACGGUGGGCCUGUGCGUCAUCUCCUUCCUCCACUACUACAAGGCCCUCCACUAUGUCUCCCUGCUGCGCGAGCUCUCCGCCCCCUACCCCAACAUCAAGUCCUUCAUUAUGGUCACCGGCUUCUUCUGGAGGGAGAAGGGUGUGGCCGCCACCCCGCUCAGCCCCGCCUCCCCCGAAGAAGCCCCUCCCCUACCCGGUCUCCGCCAAUCGGACAGCAAAGCUAGAAGCGUGGCGGGUGCGGUGGGAGGAGGAGGCGGAGGAGGCGGGAUGGGUAUGGGGAUACAGGGGGUCGUGGUUGGAGGUCCUGGGAUUGUUGGCAGUGCAGGGUUGGAGAUGAGGCAGAGGGAGGAUCCGGCAGCGCCUCACCCCUGGGAGAAACCAGAGGAGAAUCAGCGGGGAGAGUCUCCGAAUGAAGAGAGAGCCGAAGACCAUUUAAAGCCACGGAACCCCAGCCACCAAGCUCAACCUGCUGGGCCUGACCUCCCAGAGGUCCCAUUGAAUGGGAAAGAACACCGGGUGGUGUUCCCCAAGGAACAAUUGCCGGACCCCUUAGAAUCCUUGGGAGACCACCACACUCGCACUCACCAGCUUCAAGAUGACAAAACACCUUACUUUGUUCGAACCAAAGCUGGAGCUCUUUGCUUCAGGCAGGGGACUGAGGUGGCUACCCCAAAGGAGUACUCUGGGAAAUCAGGGGGGGCUGCGGCCAAUGGAGCUGGAGAAGGUGCUCGGGCUGGGGCUGCUGGGCAACGGAAACCUCUGCAAGUCCAGCAGCAGCCCUCAGUAGCGCCAAAAGCCAAGGCGAGGUCCAGGGGCAAUGGGAAGCGGCUAGUCAAGUGUGUGUGUCGGCCAGGGUGGCACGGACCUUACUGUGGGGUUCCCACCAUGGUGUACCACUCCAAUCUGCCAACCAAGGAGAGGCUGACACCCAGAGAGACCCCACGUAGGGUGAUCAAUGCUAUCAACGUCAACCACGAGUUUGACCUGUUGCACGUGCGCUUUCACGAGCUUGCCCAAGCCGUUGAUCUGUUCCUUGUAUGUGAAUCCAACUUUACUGCCUAUGGAGAGAAACGGCCUCUGAGUUUCCUGCGGCUCCUCCUCAAUGGCACGUACGACUACAUACGUCACAAGAUCCUGUACGUGUUCCUCGACCACUUCCCAGAUGGUGGUCGGCAGGACGGCUGGAUCGCUGAUGACUACUUACGCACCUUCUUGACACGCAAUGGCAUGUCCAGGGUGGUGGGCGCCAGGUCAGAUGAUGUCUUUGUCAUCAAUGACGCAGAUGAAAUCCCAGCACACGAGGGCCUCCUUUUUCUCAAGCUAUUUGAUGGCUGGACAGAACCUUUCGCCAUCCACAUGCGCAAGUCACUGUAUGGAUUUUUCUGGAAGCAGUUUGGCUCUCUAGAGGUGGUAUCAGGCUGUACAGUGGGGAUGCUCCGUGACGUGUACGACGGUGACGGUAUCAAACUGCGUCGCCGCGAAUACUACACCAUGCCAGGUUUCCGCAAGUACGAGAACGACACAGGUCACAUCCUGGUGCAGUGGUCGGUGGGCAGCCCCUUCCACUUCGCUGGGUGGCACUGCUCCUGGUGCUUCACGCCGGAGGGGAUCUACUUCAAGCUGGUGUCGGCGCAGAACGGAGACUUCCCGCGUUGGGGUGACUACGAGGACAAGCGCGACCUCAACUACAUCCGUGAUCUGAUCCGGACGGGGGGUUGGUUCGAUGGCUCCCUGCAGGAAUAUCCUCCGGUGGAACCCAAAGAGCACAUGUACGCCCCCAAGUACAUGUUAGAGCACUAUGACAGAUACCGCUACCUCCUGGAGAACCCUUACAACAAAGUGUCCAGACUAAGUGAGGGCUAGGAGUUCAGCUGGGCACAAAUAAGUGAAAUAACUAGUAGGGCCCGACUAAGGCCUCAGCACUGAGUUGGGGGGGUGGAACGGUACUGAUGAACUACAUCUCUCAUUCGGGUGAUACUACAUGUAUCUCCACCAGGCAGCACUGAUGUUGCAGGGAUUUAAAAUCUCUUAAAAAUCAUUAUUUUGGGGUCAAAAAAGGGAACACUGAAUCAUAUCCACCAUGGAUUUACAGAGAGGAUACAACCACUGGAUAAACAAAAUCAUAGUUUUCCUCAUCCUUCCCUUUUUGGGGGAGAAGCCAAGCUAUUUCUUUUUUUUGUCACCCCCACCCCUGUCCUCCCUGUCCUCACCCAAACCGAUUUGAUGCGCCUGCUGUCUGAAAGGAAGGGGUCGCUCAGAAGAAAACCAAGGGAUAUUUCGCAGGUAUGUGAAACCUGUGGAGAGGAGAAACUUGGGAGUGAAGAACUGUUUGUUUUUGUUUUUUUGUUUCUGUCUGUGUUUACUAAAGUUUACGGACCGGCUGAUGUUCCUGCUUCCCUCUCCGCCUUCAGAUGUCUUCCUGUCAUAUUUGGUGACCUCCUUCCAGAGGCAGAAACACCUUCAGAUAUUAUGUUUUUCCUGGGUGUCAGUAGAAAAUUAUAAAUCGUAUUUAAACCCUGCUGGAGUGCCCAUCGCCAAAUGAAAAAGGAAUGACUCCAUGGAGAUGUUUCAGCUCAUUCAUGUACUCACACAUCCACAUGCACCUUAGACCUGUCUGUGUGUUUGUUACAAAGAAAAAAGUGUGUGUGGUCUGUCUUCGUAUCAUAUUGUGUGGUUGUGGGCUGUGAAGGGGCGACAAGAUCAGCGAGAGGAAAAAGAAAGCGAAAGAGAAACAUCGGGGGGGGGGCAGCGAGAUGGGAAAAGCAGCACGAGUGAGACAGGAGGCAGGAAAGAAAGGAGGAUAAUGAGGGAGGAAGAGAGCGGUGAUGAAAAGGAGACUCUCUUGACAUUCCCUUCCCCACAGCGUCUGCUGACGCACGAGGGGUGUUGCAGGGAUGAGUGUGCAGAAUGUGUGUGUGUGUGUGUGUGUGUCCCGAGCUUACAAAUAGCUCUGAAUAAAUCACGCGCCUGUCAAUGGCAUCUGAGACAGAUGAAACUCGCCAUUAGUUUGUCAGAUGAGAACAAUCGAGACUAGUUGGGGAGACAUCACUCUUCCGUUUUGUCUCACUGUCUAUCCAGCAGCUGAGAAGACUUUGUUUCCUUGGAAACUAAAAUAUGUGAAUAUGGGAGACGGGAUGGGUGUUGUUAAGAUGAGUAGGUGGGUUCACAUCAGGCGAGGAGCUGCAGCACUCAGACGAGGUCAGCGCCGACUCUAGGUCCCCCCAGGUUAAAUAUUCCUCUUUCUCCUGAGCCGUCACUCGCCCACUCUCUUCCAGACUUUCUCUCUUUCUCCUGGAGCCUCUUUCUUUUUCUGUUGCUGUAUUUUUUGUUUCUGUCUUUUUUUGUGUGUGUGUGUGUGUGUGUGUGUGUGUGUGUGUGUGUGUGUCUGUGUCCUCUUAAUCCUCAUUAACAAGGCAAAUUCUUUUUUUUUCAAUUAUUCUCUCUUUCACACAUUCCCCUGUCUGUCAAAAACUUUGAAAUCAUUCUUCCUCUAACUUUCCUCCACCUACACACACACACACACACACACACACACAUUUACACUGGCUCUCACACUCCAUUUCGGGUGUGUAUCUAUUUCCUCUUAAUCCUCACAAGAAUUCGCCAUUUCAACAAUAGGGGUGUAUUUAUCUUCACUCUGCCUCAAUCCCCACCCCCACCACCGCCCCUCGCAAGUCUCUACAGGACAGGGCAGCCGUUACCACGGCGAUGCCUUCCCUCUGCCCACAGAUCACUAUCAUCUCAACAUUUAGGCAUGAGCGCUCACGCCUCCUAUCUUCUCCCCGUCGUGGACGGCUGUCGACAUGGCUACGUGCCCAAAUCCCUGCCCUGAAUUGUCUACGACUUGGCGAGCAUGCUUUUCUCUGUGGGUGCGUGUCAUGUGGGCUGAGGUCAGUGGGGAGCUGGGUUACAUUCUUGUCAAGGGCAAGGAAAUCAUAGCAGCAAUAUUUACAGUGCUAGGGAGCAGUUACGGAAGCUAAACAUGUAGCAGACGAGCACUAAUCAAAACCAGUAAACAAAAUGGCUUUUUCUUUUUAAAUCAGCCAUCUGCUUCUGUAUUGGCUUUACAGAUACUGUUUACCUCAGCCUCACACUAGACGUUGUUUCAAGGUGAACGGCUCCUCAAGAUGAAUAACAAGUUUUGGGGAGGAAACUUGAGAAGUUGCUGAGAAUAUUUUAAAACCUAAAGGCAAAAUGUUGUAGCUUGUAGCAAUGCAGAAGGUUUCAAAUCCUCUAUUUUCCACCUGCUUCACGUUGCUUAAAGCAUCGUUGAGUAAGACAUUGAACCUCCUCACUUAUCAUUUGCAUUACGUUGUUACAAAACCCCCCAAAACGCAUAAUGAAAGCUUCUAGAUUAUUGAAUCAGUAGUGAUACAGAGAAUUAGCAAAACUGGCAUUAGUGUGUGUGUGUGUGUGUGUGUGUGUGUGUGUGUGUGUGUGUGUGUGUGUGUGUACCUUGGUCCAUCACCACACUGGCUCUUCAUGGCUGUAAACUCAUGGUGGGAAAAUCAGAUUAGCCAACAGGCCGCUGACAGUUGUGUUGGGUCUGCGCUGCUGCCUCGAUGGCAGCGUGGUCUGCGGUGGCAGCUGUUACGGGUUUGGUACUGCUGUCGAGAGCCAAACCCCCCGAUCCAAAACCCAGAGGGGGCUGCAGAGAAACGAGCUUUAAAUAGGAUUUGACAUGAGACGGCAGAAGGGAUGACAACAGUGCUCGAUGUUUCCCUUUUUGUUCCUAAAUUCGAUGCUCUACCUUUUUUAAAAGGUAAUGAUUGAUAGGACUACACGGAGGCGGAAGGCAAUUUGACACUUAAAGAGUAGCUCUUUCAUAUUUUCGAGAUGCUGAAUCAUGAAUUCAGGCAGUUAUCCAAAAAAGAUGAAUGUGGACCAUUUAGCAGUAAAUCACUUAUCUGCUAUUUUCUGGUGUUUGUUGGCAACUGUUCAAGCUGAUUUAACUACAGUACUACUGCUGAGUGUUUUUCUGAUCUCAGUAGAAAUUGACCAAAGUAUCUAAUUUGAUUUACAAAAAGAAAACUACAUCCAUCUGACUUCAGGGCGUGAAACCACAUCCGUGCACAGAUUCUCUCUGUCUGUCAGUGUGGUGAAAAUUAUGCUUAUCUGCUCAUUUAUACACUGCUUUAUGCAAAAAAAAAACAAACAAAAAAAAAUGCUUUAGAGCUAUACGUCAUCUCAAAAAUGUGACCAAAGGGGUGAAGGUUCAAUCCCAUCAGGGGUUGGGGUGUGAGUUUGUGUUUAAGCUCUGCCAAGAGGCGUUUAACCAUUGAUUACUCCCAACUCUCAGCCUGCUGCAGUCAGACUGCACAUCUGGUGAACAGCCAUUUGUGUGUGUGUGUGUGUGUGUGUGUGUGUGUGUGUGUUUGCAUAUCAGUAUGUAUGCUGUGCACUGUUAGAAUCGUGUGUGUGUGAGAGAAAAAGAGAGAGAGAGAGAGAGUGAGUGACAGACAGUGACUCAUAACAGAUAAGGAAGUCUGGCCUGCCGAAAGACAGGUCAGGGUUGCUUCACUCGGCCUGUUGCCCUGUUAUUGCCAUGGCAACGAUCCUCUUGAUGAAUUCCUGAGAUCCCUAGCAGCCUGAGGUCAUCAACCAAGAUAGCGGACCAAUAGAGGAAGAGAGCAGAGGGAGGAUGAUUAGAGGAAUCAAAACUUGUUUCCACUUUUCUACUUGCAUAACCUGGCUCAGGUUAAAAAAAAAAAAAAAAAAAACAACUGCAAAACUUGUCAUUGCUCAGUCACUUUCUGUAAAUGUCACACCACAGCAGAGCUGAGGAUAGUGACACAUACAUGCUGCGUGCGCCAUUACCGAACACACACCUCUUUUUUUUCUUUCUACAGUUUGUGUUUUUCAUUGAUUUGACUGACUCAUUUGCAUCAGGAGCAGAGCAGCAAGAAAAACACCUUUUUUUUUUUUAAACAUAAGCCAGGAAUAAAACAUGAAUGGAAAACAUUUUUUGGUCUGAAGAAAGACAGGAAAACACACAAAAAAAAGAGAUAGAGAGAGAGAGUCCUGGUUCAAACAAAGCCAAGGCUUGAUGAAUGGGGACUCAAAUCCAAAAAGAGACGGUUCCGAAAUAAUCCCUCCACUGCCGUUCCCAGAGCCGGUCUUAUUGGAUGAAGCGUGGUCAUGACACCGGGGAGAGGAGGGAGAUAAUAAGCUUGACCAAACAGCUUGGAUUUUUCUCUUUGAUGGGGGGGAAAGUCAUCGCGGCAAUGAAAUGAAAAUAGUCCAAAUGAAGAGAGGGGCUCAUCGUCCCUGUAAAAGAGGAAAUCUAUAAACCAGUGACAGCUUGAGUGGAAACGAGGCUGUGAUGUUGAACGACUGAGGCGGGGUUUGUGCCACCUCGCUGCGCUUGUAAUGGAUUUAAAGCGUCUCAUAUCCAUAUGAUAUGAUAGGAUAGGAGGGGUUAUGUCUUGCUCAAGGACACUUCAGCAGAUUGUGGCUCGCAGACGUUAUAAAACCUUCAACAUUUAUGUUAGUGGACAAUCGAUCUGGUGCAUCAGUCACAUAAAGUAAUAAAGCAGUAACCUAUGAGAAAGGAAAUAAAUGAAGUCUAUAACCACAAUGUAGCCUGACUGCAACGUGAUCAGGUUUUCUGUCAACAAAUGAUCUGCAGUAAACAUGACAGCACGCUUCAGGUGAUUGGAACAGAGGGAAUAAAUUAGGUGUAAAUUCAAAAACUGUAGACGAGAUAGAGCGAUGCCGCUGCAGACGGCGGUUUGGAGUUGUGUUGCUAGGAUACAGCUCGUUGCCGUCUUUAUUUCCUUUCAGUUAUUGAUAUUGGCAAUAGGAAACUAACCUGGGACCCAUUUAGAAAGUUGGAAGUGCUGUCAAGGUGUUUUUACUAAAGAAAUAUUUGCAUCGCUCUCUGUGGAGGUCGUCUGCUGCAGUAUGCUUAGCUUUGGAUGACUGUUGGAUUUCAGCCAAGCACGCAGUUAUUCCCUGACUUAACACAACACAUGUUCUUUGCAGAAAUUAUCAAUGUAUUGAGUUGUUUAGGAUUCUUGCACAUGAUUUAUGUCCCUAAGGCUUAAUGCGGCGCCUCCGACAUGUCCUCCUUUGAAGAUAUUGAGUCAAAAAAAAUCACAUACAUGUCUAAAAUAAUCACUAUUAGCCUUUGAAUCUCCCAUUGUCCAUCCCACCCUCCCCUCAGCACAUUUGUAGCGUUCAGCACGUGUGUACUUCCUGUACAGAUGUGUUUCUGCAGGGCUGAGUGCCCCCACCACCACCAGCAUCACCCCCCAGCUGUUGUUGUGCUUGCAGAGCGGCUGACUGGCUGCCUGUCUACAGGGUUUACAUGCCUUCACAACUCCGGCCCCCCGCCAGCCCUGUGGCUUCCACCGAUUGAUCUUUUCCAAGAAACAUUAGCGGGAGGCAGGAAAUCAAGGAGAGGAGGGUGCAGGGGUGCAGAGAAAAGAGUGUCAUUUCACCGGUCAUUUUCACACUAUUGCUGAGGUCAUUUUCUUUCUUUUCUUUUUUUUUUUUUUUGGGAUGGAACAUUACUGCGAAAUCACACUGAACGCUUUAAAGCCUCAUAUCAAAUCAAGAAAUUAAGUUCUUAGGAUGGAACCAGCACACGCCUCCUGUCAGGCCGCAGCAACAGAAAAGCUGCUGUUGUUGUCGUCUUGGCUGUAAACAUGUUGUUAUUCUCUGCGUAUAAGCCACGGAAAGCAUUCGCAUUCCACAAGCUGAGCAAUCACAUUAACUCCGACAGCUGCAACGAUGUGUCACCACUGAUUGGAAAGUACUUGUGCUGCUAACCACAGGCAUUGCCCAAACAAGUGCAAGUCUUUAACCUACUUUUUUUUGUGCUCAGUUUCUGAUACUUUCAAGCAGUAUUAAAGGGGACAGUCCACCCAAAUAAAAAAAAAGAAAGAUUUUCCCUUGAGUGCAACAGUAUCUGGCCAUGCAGUCAUCACUAGAGGUAAAUGUUUUUUCAGCUUGUAGGCCUGAAAGACCUUAAAGAGUUUUACUCCCUGCAAUUCUGUGACAACCAGGAAAACUGCAUAUGCUGAUGAGGAACAUGUGAUAUGAUCAAAAGUUCAGAACAGCUACUAAAAUGGACCCUGUGGUUUUCCCAACUGUUGUUCCCAAGGUCAAGAAUGAACCUAUUUUGUUUUGAAAUUUGAUGAUCCGACCCUUUAAAGCAUUUAAGAGUGUUGAACAGGAAGCCUCACAAUGUUGGAUUCUUACACUGAGAACUAAAACCUCCCUUUUGUUUAUGGGUCUUCUUAAUGAGUGAAUCAAUUGGGUGCAGUUCUGUUCUGCUCAGAAAAGCAGCCAAGUCGUGUAAAAGUUGCACUGAACAAAUAUUUGCCCAAUCAAACACUGAAUUGAGCUUCAAUCCUGCAAAGGAACACAUCAAAUCAAACAGGCAGUGAAGAAUACGAAACAGCGGAGACAUUCCUGAUGAUGAUUGGAAAAUUCCUCCUCCUGUAAACAUGUCACACGUUUUGUCUGAUGAACGCGUCUGGUAUUUAAAACAGCAUACAAUAGGAGACACGUGUGUGUCUGUACGUCAGGAGUCAUAACAUGUCUGAAUGCGUUUCAGGGCAGAUUGUUGGCUUCGGGUUGGCUGUGGGACGAGUCCGUUCCAUGAGUCCAUAUGUUGUGACACCGCAGAUCAAAAAGAUGAAAGUCGGUGUGGCACUGCACAGACAGAUGGACUCAGUGACACGUACAUACACAAAAAGUCGGGUAAGCAGACAGGCCAACACCUGGCAGCUUAUCAAAUGCCAUCAGAAACUGGAGGGAAGGGACAAGUGUUGAAUGAGUGUCUCUCUACUAUGUGGCUGUUGUUUAUGGUUUGGGGUAAACCACAUUCCAAUUACAGGCAAUGAGGCCACUGAAUAAUUGGCUUUGAAUUUUAAGUAUUUCUCUGUGAUAUGUAACUGACUAUCGGUAGACACUAUAAUUUACUGAUGCUCCCUAAAUGCCUAAACAUGCAAGGUACUGCCUGUGUAUGGGAAACGCCGUCAUUGCAAAUUAUUGAAGCACUGACUCAGUUACUUUGGUUGCACCAGUUGAGGUCGGUGGUAACUGCGGUGUGUGAACGAGAAAGAGUUGAGAGGGAUCUGCUUGUUUCACAUUAGCUGUCGGCUUCUCCGUUAGCUGUACAUCAAAUUGGCAUCUUGCUAAGUGCGCGCUGAGAUUCCUUGCAUUUCCUGAGUAUUUGUUUUGGCAUGGCACAUCUUGCAUCCAGCAGCUAGGUCUGCCGAUGCUAACGCUAGGAGGGCACCCUUACGCUACUAAGAGUCAAAUAGCUGAAGACAGAUUGCAACACUGUCAUCUAGUGGUCAGGGGUUUAAACAACACAAAAUGAUCCGCCGUCUGCCACAAAUCUUUGCAUGGAAACUGUUAAUUAAAGAUUGAUAGUGUUUUUGAGGAUUGAUACAUUAUCUCAAAACCUACUCAAGUGUAUUGGUAUUUUCUUACACCCCUAACAGUUUGGGAAGGGCCUCUCUUGUUUCAACAUGACAAUGCACCCAUUGGCCAGCGUCAGUGCCCCACCUCGCGAGCAAGUCCCGGCAGCCAGGUUCCAAAAUCCUUUGAAAAGCCUUCCCAGAAAAAGGGAGGCUGUUACAGCAGCAAAUCAAUGCCCACAGUUCUGCAGUAUCACAUAAAAGACGUCCACAUACUCUUGGCCAUUCAGUGUGCGUGCAUCUGUGUGUGACUUUGUAACUCAAGCCUAUACCUGCAAUUCCCAGAAACUUUCUGUCCCUAAGCCGCCCGACCUGAACUGAGACAGAGGCAGAGAAAGAGAGGGCGACGGGGUUAGAAAGAGGCAAAUGAAGGGGAGGGAAGAGUGAGGGAAAGAGGGCGAGGGCGAGCCUCCAGAGGGGUUUGAAUUCCCUGCAAUCAGAAACAGAGACGGAGAUGGAAAGAGGGAGCGACUGAUCCUUACAAUCACAGACUCCACACAUUUGUAGUCUCUACCCAUUUUUUUUAAAUUUUGUUUUGUUUUGCACUCAUACUUUUAUGUGAAGUCAAUCGAUGUGUCUUUCCUUCUGGAGUUUUGUUUUAAAAGUUUUAAUAUUGUUUUUGGUGGAAGGUUGAGAAACAGAGAGUGCGGGGCGAUGCGUGUCUCUGGCUCUCUGUUUUUCUAUUUAACUUUGUUUUUGUACUUCUUUUUGUAACUUUAUCCACUUGGCAGCUUGAUAUUUAAUGUCUUUUUAAGGCGGCGUGCGUGUGUGUAUGUGAGUGUGUGUGUGUAUGUGUGUGUUAGCUCAUAAGCACCAUCUCAGCCUACUGCUAGAACAGACUUCCACUCCACCUCACGGAUCUUUUACCUCCUUUGAUGCCGCAAAGGGAGACUUCAUACUGUGGCGGCCACCUUGUUUUCUCUCUUUGACUCUUUUGUUGUUUUGAUGACAUCAUCUUUUCCUCGUGACCUUAACAGCAUCACGUAACCUUUUGAUUCAUGGGUUAGUUUUUGUUUGAAUUAAUUUUUAAUUUUUUGUUUUUCUUCAUAACUCAUUUCCAACCUUAACACAUGGCAGAUACACACACUGGUGACUUCAACACACACAUAUGCAUACAUGCACACUAAGACCCAACACACACACACACACACACACAUAGUACAGCCUCUGUUUUUUCUGUUUUUUCGUUUUUUUUACUGUGGUGUCAUUGUGGCCGUGUCCUCUACUGGUCAAACAGUCAGACUACUGUAGCCGCUCUGUUUGUGCCCUCGCUGUUAUGUGAUCGCUAUGAAGGCUCGCCAUUGUGUGACCAAAAACCAUUUUUGUCAUCGCUCAGCCACUCAGAACCAGUUUGGGCCAGAGCCCCAACCCGAGAGGAACCCAGGAAAAAAAAAAAAGAAAAAAAAAGAAAUAAAAUGUCCACUUUUGCCGUCAUCUUUUAUUCAAUGUUCUGUGUCUGUCACUCAGCAGAGUGGUACUGCUUUAAUGCUUUAUGUGUCACCUUCCUUUUUUUUCUUCUCUUUUAUCACUGAUAACCCUGUUUCCUCCAAAAAAACAAAGAUGUCAAAACACACACACACACAAAAGAAAGUUUUUUUUUAAUUUUAUUUUUUCCUUUGAGUUGAAAACUGAAACGCCAGACGGAACUUUCUUCUGCCUGUAAAACUAUGAAUCGCACCUUUAUUGGAGGGAUGUGUUUUUUUGUUUUGUCUUAUUCAUACAUAAAUAUAAAUGGGGGAUGUAUAAUAUUUUUGUUUAUUUUUAAUUUUGAUGAAAGAUGUAACUGUUGGGUGGUCAGGCAAUGCAUGUAUCUUAAACAGGGUUAUGAUUGAUUUUAUUUUUUUUUUAACGCUUAUAAACGCUGGGUUUCAUCAUAAUUGGUUCAGUCACUGGUGUUUGUUUUGGGACGGCUUCAUCAAGCAGCAUCGGGAAAUACGCCGGAGACUGGUGAGCUUGCAAAAGUCCAACAGAUUUCCAAAAAGAGAUUGUGACACUAAAAUAAAUGUGAGUCAUAACUCCAUAUAUAUAACAAGACUUAACACCUCUUGUGUUCAUUUGUGGUUUUCGCUUCAGUAUUCUUCUCAUCAAACACCCUUCAAGGGAGAUGAUCAUGUAGGAAAACUGAUCAUAAAUUCACAUAAAAUUGGCAGAAACAUUUUCUCCCACUGGUCCAGACUGAGCAGAUCUGCGAUAAAGACAAGUGUGACGUGACUGCCUGGCUAAUUGCUGCUGCUUAGUGAAGCCUUGUCUACAAAUACACAGACGCACACACACUGGCCUGUCCUCACACAGUGACCACUAGGAGGUGUCCUGCCUUUCCUCUUGCAUAUCACACAUAACAAAACCACUUCCUCUGCCUUCCGUCCAUCUUGUCCUUGAAAAAGGACAAAUGACUAACUGACACAAGACACCAUGUUGCUCACACAUUUUCUCACACAAACACAAACACAAACACACAUAUCAACAAUAAGGCCUUGGCAGAUGACUGGCACUAGGCAUGGUGCAGCCACCCGGUCUCAUGUCCCUAGGGCAAAGUGCUGUCUGCAGCAAAUUAACCAGCAGGGCCGGUUGCCAGGUCCAUAUCCAUCUAAUCCUCUCUACCGUCCCGCCGGGUUGCCAGAUUUAGCCCUUCACUCCUUACACAGACUUUGUUGUGUUUAAAAAAAAAAAAAAAAAAAAAAAGGAUAAAUAAAAUAAGUUUUACAAUGUGAGAGGGAUAAUGAAAGUAGGUUAGAUGACUUGGUUCGGGUGUGUUUAUUAUUGGAUUAAGUCCUUUUGAGAGUAAGCGGGUUGUAGCACUUUUUGGGUUUUUUUUAAUUUUUUUUAGUUGACCUAAAUGAGAAUGGAGAGAUUACAGGAAACCGGUCCAUUUUGGUCUAACACACACAAACACCCCUACCUGAUUAGCUUUCAGCCUCGUUCACAUGUAGCCUGUAAAAAGUCAAAACCAGAUGCUGUUUAUGGAGCAUUUGAAAAGUGUUUGCAGAGGCUGUCGGCAGAGGACAAAGGAAGGAAAUUACAUUUUUUCCUUUUCAUUAUUGACAAAAUGGCUACAUAUGAGCAUAUCCCAUUACAUAUUGUGACAUUGUACAUUAACACAACCUGUAUCCCCCUGCCUCCCUCUGUCCCCAUGCACUGAUAAUGAUUGUAUAUGGUUGCAUAGUUUUAUUUUUUAUAUCAUUGUUGGGGCUUCAUUUUGUUUCCUGGGGUUGUUUUUAUUAUUUUGUGGUGUCAUUUUGAAAUUUUGUUUCGAUGGGUCUCUGUAAUCGGUGUGUGAAAAAGUGUGUGUGUGUGUGUGUGUGUGUGUGUGUGUGUGUGUGUGUGUAUGCACUGUAGCUGAAUGUGUGUGUGUGGGUGUGGGUGUGAGAAAGAGAGAAGAGAACGAGAUUGGGUGUGUUGUUCUGUGGCUCUGUGUUCAGCUCCCAAUGCACAUCAGCCCUUUGCUUGUGUUCAUCAUUGUGCCAGUGUGUUCAGGUGUUCCCUCGCUUCAUCCAAAAUGAAAGAGAGAGAGAAUGGGAGAUGAGGACGAGGAGGAGGAAGCAGAGGGCCUUUUCCCUCAGGGGGGGAGGGAAACACAAAUGAGAAAAGAUACUUUUGAAAAAAGGAUAUUUUUCUCCUCUUCGGGUCACAAAGAAGAGUGUACAUUUCUAAGUUAAUUGAAAAUGAUGAAUAAAAAAAACUCAUUUGUUCUCUAUAUGAAUGGCUGUAUGUUAACCAUGAACAAAAAGUAAUGAGUUCUAUGACAAAGACAUAUAAUAAAUUAAUUUUAAAAUUUUAA
Seriola aureovittata is the source of this 14150-nucleotide messenger RNA. RefSeq names its product beta-1,4-mannosyl-glycoprotein 4-beta-N-acetylglucosaminyltransferase b (gene mgat3b). Bases 903 to 2801 code for a protein of 632 amino acids. NCBI's taxonomy places the organism in Eukaryota, Metazoa, Chordata, Actinopteri, Carangiformes, Carangidae. Gene Ontology annotation, biological process: N-acetylglucosamine metabolic process; protein N-linked glycosylation. The transcript has 6 exons. Gene Ontology annotation, molecular function: beta-1,4-mannosylglycoprotein 4-beta-N-acetylglucosaminyltransferase activity. The record is from RefSeq and is a predicted model, not a curated record. Gene Ontology annotation, cellular component: membrane.